UAUGAUCCCUAUCCACGGCUCCCGGGACACAGCAAAACGAUCUCACAUUCCCUUCUCGGAUUCUUCUUGUGCUCAUCUCUUCACUCGGAUUCCGCUUCCAACGGACCCACCAAGAUCCCUUGUUGUUCCCCUGACAUCUUACUCCCUUUUUAACUCCGCGUCCAUGAAUGUUCGUCUGAAUUUUGCCAACUCACAUAAUCCAUUAUGCUUCUUGUGUUAGGUUGAGAGUAUUUCGUUUUCCUUCUCUCUUUUCCGGUUUCCCUCUGCAUCUUAAUUCUGGAAUACAAGACUCAGAUCCCGCAAGGAUUUUCUCUCCAGAAAGUACACAGUGCUUCUUACAUUUGGAUAUAUAUAUAUCUGCAUACAAACAAUGGCUUGUCACAAGUCUGAGCCCAGCUUCUUGAAGAACUUUCAGAUCCCUAGCUACAUACUUGUACCGGAGUCAUCAAAGGGUGAGAUCAAUCAUGAUGCACCUUCAUGCCCAGUGCUAGUUUUUACUAACUCCAAGAGUGGUGGUCAGCUGGGAGGGGACCUUCUUAAAACGUAUCGUUCUCUUCUCAAUGAAAAACAGGUUUUUGAUUUGGGGGAAGAAGCUCCUGAUAAGGUGCUGCGUGGAGUCUAUGCUAACUUUGAAAAGCUCAAGCAGCAGCAUGAUCAGUUUGCUGUACGGACUAUGGAGAGGUUGAAAUUAAUUGUUGCAGGGGGAGAUGGAACUGCAGGCUGGCUUCUUGGUGUUGUUUGUGAUCUCAAAUUAUCUCAUCCUCCACCGAUAGCCACAGUUCCCUUGGGAACAGGGAAUAAUCUUCCUUUUGCAUUUGGUUGGGGGAAGAAGAACCCAGGAACAGAUGAACACUCGGUUGAAUCAUUCUUAAAGCAAGUCAUGGAAGCUAAGGAAAUGAAAAUAGACAACUGGCACAUUCUCAUGAGGAUGAGGAUUCCGAAAGAUGGUUCCUGCGAUCCCAUAGCGCCUCUUGAACUGCCGCGUUCUUUACACGCAUUCCAUCGUGUAUCUGAGGCAGAUGAACUGAAUAUGGAAGGUUGCCACAGUUUCCGUGGGGGAUUUUGGAACUACUUCAGCAUGGGAAUGGAUGCUCAAAUAUCUUACGCAUUUCAUUCAGAACGAAAGAUGCAUCCAGAAAAGUUUAAAAAUCAACUAGUUAAUCAGAGUACAUAUGCUAAGCUUGGAUGCACACAAGGAUGGUUUACGGCCUCCCUUUGCCAUCCAUCUUCCAGCAACAUAGCACACAUGGUAAAAGUGAAAAUCAUGAAAGCACAUGAUCAUGGUGAGUGGCAAGACCUGCACAUACCUUCCAGCAUCAGGUCAAUUGUAUGUCUUAACCUGCCUAGCUUUUCUGGUGGAUUGAAUCCUUGGGGCAUGCCAAACGGAAAGAAGUGUCAUGAGAGAGAUUUGACGCCACCCUUUGUAGAUGAUGGUCUUCUAGAGAUUGUUGGCUUUAGAGAUGCCUGGCAUGGGCUUGCUUUGUUUGCUCCCAAUGGACAUGGCACGCGUCUUGGUCAGGCCCACAGAAUCCGCUUUGAAUUUCACAAGGGAGCAGCAGAUCAUACCUACAUGAGGAUUGAUGGAGAACCCUGGAAGCAACCUCUCCCAGUUGAUGAUGAUACCGUUGUGGUAGAGAUAUCUCACCUUGGCCAGGUCAACAUGCUUGCCACUCAUGAUUGCAGGUCUAAAAGUGUGCAUGAUGCGUCAGCAACACACGAUGAUCAUGUGGAGGAAGAUGAUAGUCAAGAUGAAGACUCUACAGCUGAGGAGUAUCGCAAGUUUGGCGCAGCAGAUUCAUUUAAAAUCCCAGAUGAUGUCGAUCUCUCUCAUAUUAGUUAGGCAUUUCGCCGCUAAAGCCGCUAAAUAUGGUGUUUCUACUGCCUAGGAGGCAAGGUUGAUAUUUCUUACCCCGAUGUGAUAUUAAUGCGGCAACCUUUAUAAUAAACAUUUCAGUAUUACGUUGUUGGUUGCUGUCUUCAAUUUGGAAAAUAGGGUUCAAUUUAUUUAUGAAUCUGAAUAAGAAGCCUUGAACUUGAAGGUUUUUUCUUUUAGUAUGUUGGGCCCAGAAUAAUGGAGUGCACUUUCUCCCUAUUUUAUUGUGAUAAUUACUGAUAUUA
Molecule: messenger RNA, 2118 nt
Organism: Neltuma alba
Lineage: Eukaryota; Viridiplantae; Streptophyta; Magnoliopsida; Fabales; Fabaceae
Product: diacylglycerol kinase 5
Exons: 14
Coding region: 371-1840 (489 amino acids)
Biological process (GO): phospholipase C-activating G protein-coupled receptor signaling pathway
Cellular component (GO): membrane
Molecular function (GO): ATP-dependent diacylglycerol kinase activity
Source: RefSeq, a predicted model, not a curated record